Messenger RNA from Glossina fuscipes, 5339 nucleotides. It is a transcript of the gene Su(Tpl), whose product is annotated as RNA polymerase II elongation factor Ell. Lineage: Eukaryota; Metazoa; Arthropoda; Insecta; Diptera; Glossinidae. The transcript is spliced from 3 exons. Gene Ontology annotation, biological process: positive regulation of transcription elongation by RNA polymerase II; transcription elongation by RNA polymerase II; snRNA transcription by RNA polymerase II. The coding region runs from base 1206 to 4748 and encodes 1180 amino acids. The record is from RefSeq and is a predicted model, not a curated record. Gene Ontology annotation, molecular function: cis-regulatory region sequence-specific DNA binding. Gene Ontology annotation, cellular component: transcription elongation factor complex.
GUUGUUUGGACGUGGCAGCCAUGACGUGAUUUUUUGCUUUGACUGCAGAAAAAUUUAAGAAAAUAAAAUUUGUAAAAAUUAAUAUUAAUGCCUUAAAAUAAAUGUGGAAACGACAAUCAGCCAUUGUUCAAUAAAAUUUUGUGCGAGUGUCAAAGAAUCAAUUUGCAGAACGGUGUGCGAAAUGAUUCCAAAGAAAGUGUAGUGGAAAAGUUUUUAGAAAACGCGCCCGCGUUAAAACAAAUAUAUUUGUACAAUUUUGUGUUAAUAUUUCAAGAAAAAAAAAGCAAUUCACGCCACAAUUUUGAUCUAAAAUUCAACAAAAUUAAAAGAACGUCACUGAAAUACUUUGAAAAAUUUUGUAGAUAACGCAACCACAAUAACAAAUCCCUUCAGCUACAGCGUUCAAUUAAAUUUAUAGAAGAGUGAGUGCGAAAGAGAGAGAAACACAGAGAACAGAACAGUUAAAAACAUUAUAUAUUUGGAAAGAAAAUUAACGAAAUUCAUAAUAAAAGAAUCAACCAAUAUAUAACAAGGAGAUUAUUUAUAAAUAUCUGCACAAUUACAAAGAUUGCUCUUCGCUGUAAGUUCAACAGUUUAGCCAGUUGCCCUAAUCUACUCUCCAUCUUAAAAAAGUAUAACUAUUUGCGGAAAUACAGAAAUAUUUUUUUAAACUCUCAAUAAAUAACACCGUAACUGUAAAAGAGAGGAGCACCACCAGGCAGCUAUAUAGAAAGUCCACGUCUACAACAAUAACAACAAUAAUAAUACCAACAAAAACGUCAGUCUCCUCAUUUUACUUUUAAGGAACCACCAACAGAAUUGCUUCCGUACAUUCAGUGAGAUUAUACUUCCUGAUAAAAAGAAAGAAAUUUCAAUAAACUUUCGAUUUUUCUGCAUCGCUGUUAUCGAAUUCUACACAUUCACCAAAUCUCGGAACAAGAACGGACGCAUAUUUUAAGGUUUAUAAAACGGCGAAACAUUGUUACAAUAAAUAUUCCCGUAAAAACCAAAGGAUAUUUAUUUUACGCUCGAUUGACAAAUCCCGAAUACAUCCCUUAGAAAUAUCGUCCGUACAUUAGUUAAAUUACCAUUUACCAAUUAGUGAAUAAGAGGGGAAUUAUUGAAGAAAGUAAAGGAAAAACAUUUGAAAGAAAAAGUAGAAUAAAACAAAAGAAGUUGACGCCGUUGCUUUUGGCUAAGGCGUUAUGACAAAUUCGAUUUCUUCCGCGAAAUGCCCGUCUGUCCUAACGUCUGGCAAAUAUGGAAUGUCUCAGCAUCGCAGUAUUGUCGACAAUUCAAAGGAAUAUAUAUUCGUUAAACUUACUGAUUCAGCGUUUCGAGCCAUCGAAGAAUAUCAACGCAACCUACAGUCGAAAAGACUUGGCCAAGGUCAAUGUGCAAAAAUACAAUUUAUCGGCAAUGCCGGCGUUAUUCACUUUCCGACUGCUGAUGGUGGUGGUGGACCGCCAGACGGUCGUAAAUUCGGUUUCGCUAUUGAUGAUGUGGAGGGUUCAUUGGAAUGUAUACAACAGACGGGUGCAGAACUUGACGUUUUGGGUGCUCUUAACUAUCGUAUGCGUAUUCAUGCCAAUGAUGAUGUAUAUGAUACAACAAGAACGAAAAUGGCCAUUGCCGAGGAAACGGAGAAGAGUAAAUGUAUUCGUGAAAUUAAACCCAAUCAAACGGAUAUUGGACGUAAGGUAAAGCGGCCUGUCUCGGCUGCUUCCCUGCAAGCCUACGCGAACGGCUUAAAUAGUGGUAACAAUAAUGGCAUUAACGGCAGCAGCAGCAGCAACAACAAUGUUAGUUAUUUAGGUGUCAACAGCCACAGUAAUAACAGUAGUAAUAGUCGUAAUAAAUCGCUCAAUAACCAUUCACCCCCAUUCAAUGGAAACAGCAGUGGUUCUUCAUCUCUUUCCUCGUCAAACGUAUCGGCACGAUUAGGGUCUGCAGUUAAUUCACGCUCGUCACCUAAUCCGAUUACGAUGGGCGGUAGUGGUACAACUGGUAGCAACAAUCGUUAUGGUAGUCCUUCAAAUUUGUCUUCUUCCUCCUCAACCUCUUGUUUGCCUUCUUUAAUGACUUCCGCAUCAUCUUUAUCAUCUACAUUAGCAGGAGGAAUUACAACAGGUUACCAAUCGGCCUCAUGUAGGAACUCUCCGCCGCCUAUGGUGGUGGCAAGUCUUCAGAAAAACUCUAAGGGAGGCGGAGGAAAUGGUAGCGGGCGAGGUUCUUUAUUAGGUGUCAAGAGCUCGUCAAGUAAAGGAAGCGGUUCCUCAUCUGGCAACAACAGCAAGUUACCUGAUGUUUCGCGGCGGAAGAUACGUGAACGUCUAAUACAUUUAUUAGCUCUAAAGCCUUUCAAGAAGCCUGAACUUUAUGCUCGCUUGCAAAACGAAGGUCUGGCUCAAAGAGAACGUCAACUUAUCACCAAUAUACUCAAAGACAUAUCGACUUUGUCUCGUGACAAUACUUAUAACCUAAGGCGGAGUCUAUGGAAUGAUGUUGACGAGAAUUGGCCUUAUUUUACAGAGCAAGAGUUACAGCAAUUAAAGAGACGUAAACCACAGAACCUUACGCCACCUAUGAGUUCAGAUGCGGGCAGUUCAACAUCGGGUCAAAGCCCCACAUCAUCAACCCAUACGGGCAGCCCACCGCCACUGGUGGCAGGUGGUACUGUUGUCGGAUGUGGCCUGAAAAGAGCUAGUCUGGAACCAGAUUUAUACGAUGGGGCCUUAUUAAGUGGCGUUCAGCCCAAAAAGCAACGCAUUAGCCAUUAUAAGAAGGAUAUGUUGGGAGGAGGAGGUUUGACUGCGUCAACUUCUGCAGUAAGAGUGCCUGGCAAUACGUACCAACAUCAGAGUCGAAAUUCGUUGGCUUAUUCGCCGCCAAGUUAUAAUAGUGGGGGAAGUAAUGGAAGCAUUAGUAAUCAGGUACAAACGAAUGAUGAAAAUUCGGGAAAUUCUGAUUUAACUUUCAAUGUCCUUAACAAUGUUGAUGAUUUAAUGGCUCAUGCCAGUAUUGGAUAUGGUGGAGUAGGAGGGGACCAACAACAAUCCAUUCAAACACGUAGUAACGGUAGUAGUAAAACCAGUCUUAACAACAAAUUUGCGCCGACAACAAAAAGUAUCACUAGCGGUAGUUUAAAAGAAAAACGUGGCUCUGCUUGCAAUAGCAGUCGGGAGAUAACGACCGCAACGGGUAUACGUCGUAGUAAUAAUUCGCCCACGCCAUAUGCAAAUAAUUUUGUGCCUGAAUCUAAAAGUAAUAGCAGUGACGGUAAUAGCCGCCCGCACGUCUCACAGCAGCUACUGCAUCACAAUUUACAUAAAUCGACCUCAAGCAACAGUGUUUUUGGCCAUAAUAAUAGUCAGCAUGAAGAAACUGUUAACAAUCGCAGCAGGCACCACUCUUCAGGACGUGAUUCUAGUAAACAUUCGAAAUCUACUUCCGCCCUUCAAGGACAAUCACCUCAAAAACAAUGUAGUAAUAACAACAGCAACAAAUAUCAGCAAAACAAUUAUCAGCAACAACAACAACAACAACAGUCUAUGAUGUUGUCAUACACUAAUCAGCAUCUAGUAGAUACGCCACCGCAAGCGCAAUGUACUAUACUAAAUACCCCAUUUGUCACUUAUCGUCAGCCCCAGCAUUCUUCGCCAACGCAACAACAAAUUGAUGCGGCUGCCGACUCUUUCUCCAUGACUACUAACUCUACAACGGAUGCUUCGCGUUACGAUUUUAGCAAUUACACGCCUAUCACCAGCAUUGAACAGCGCCGCCAAUACAAGACUGAAUUUGAAAGUGACUAUGAUGAGUACCGUAAAUUGUUGGGACAAGUGGAUAGCGUGGCGCAACGCUUCCGAGAGAUGGCUGAAAGUUUGAAAAAAGUACGGCAAGGCUGUCAGGACUAUUAUAAAAUAAAAAAUCAAAUUCUAAACGAGUAUCAUCGAGUACGCAAUGAAGAGGCCAUCAAUCGCGAUAAGCAACGAUUUGAUUAUUUGCAUGAGAAAUUGGCUCAUAUUAAGCAAUUGGUUAUGGAUUACGACAAGAAAUUAACUAGUGGGGCUAUACCCCCACCAUCUCAUCCAUCCCAAUCACAAAAAAUGAUGGUAGCAGCUCAACAUGUGGUUGCAGCAAAUCCUUCUCAACAAGUUGCAAACGUUCCGGCGCCUGCGCCAAUAUCAACACAAAUACCAACUGGCGACACUGGUACAACUCUCUCGCCUAUGUUACAAAAUGAAAGUAGUAGUAACCAUUCGACACCGUUAGCUACUAUAAACAAACAAAAAAGCUUACAUCGCACUCAUAAUCGCCAUCAUCAGCAACAGCAGCAACAGCAACCACCACCACCACCACCACAACAACAACAACAACAACAACAGCAGCAGCAGCAGCAACAACAACAACAACAGCAACACUGUCAACAACAUCAUGAACCAGAAACGAUACGCAUAGACCAGCAAUUGUCGCUGCCGACUACUCCCGAUCACUACAGAAAUGACGGUCAGAAUGCUGGCGAACAACAAAAUAAACCUACUCAACCAUCAUCGUAUCAACAGCAGCAAAACCACAAUGAUUCCGAUUCUGAUAGCGACGAUAGUUCAUCUUCAUCAUCAUCGAACGAUGGCUCUGAUGAUGAUGAUGAAGACAAUUCUGACGAUGAUGGCACCGACGAUGAUGACUCAAAUUCCAACUCUAAUGACGAUGACGAAGAUAAUGAUAACGAACAUAAUGCAUGCUACUGACUUUUCUUGUAUAACCUUGAUUUAUAUGUAAAAUAUUGCACAUACAAUAUAUUUUUAAAGUCCCAACCCGUCAUGCAUAAACAUAUAAACUCAAUUUAUCUUUGGGUUCUCUCCUAAGAUAAAGCAAAACAAAAAAGUCCUUUCUUUCUGUAGAAAAAUUAUUUCCCGAAAAGAUUGUUUAUUAUAUUAAAGAGAAAGAAAUGAUAUUCAAUAUAUAUUGAAUGAUUGAUUGAUUGAUUGAUUAAUUAAUUGAUUAGCAAAUCUCUUCUUUGUUCAACAUUAUAAAAUUAAAAAAAAAUUUUUUCAUUUUUCUUUUUUUUUUUUUUUCAAUAUCACUUCGAAAUUGGUUUUCCAUAUUUCUCUGUUUGUUGUUGUUGGCUUAACGAAGUAAAAAUAAAAGUAUUGUCUAAAAUUUUUAUAAUUAAAUUUAAUUUGAAUUUUUUUUUUAAAAAAAGCUCGAGAAACGACUUGUUUUUUUUUUACCCCUCUUGGUGGAUUACGCGUAUAAAAUGUGGGAAACUGACAUGUACUCGUAUUUCAACCAAUUUGUCUUUUGUUGCUACUACAAUUUAAAAAAAAAAAAAAAAAAAA